Messenger RNA from Corylus avellana, 1820 nucleotides. RefSeq lists its product as uncharacterized. The record is from RefSeq and is a predicted model, not a curated record. Gene Ontology annotation, molecular function: double-stranded DNA binding. NCBI's taxonomy places the organism in Eukaryota, Viridiplantae, Streptophyta, Magnoliopsida, Fagales, Betulaceae. Gene Ontology annotation, biological process: regulation of DNA-templated transcription.
GCUCAAACGGAUCUCACCACUUACGUUACGCUGGUUUCCGUUGUGCAGGAUCAUAUUCCGGGUACGAAUAAGCCAUUUUUUCUUGGCAUAUUAUUUCUUUAUGGAGCUCAACCGCCCCCUCAGAUUUGAAGUUCAUGAAGAGUUCAAAGUCUACUUAAUAAUUACAGGAGCAUAGUCGAAGCUGUCUGAGGAAAACUUUUGGUGAGUCAGUUAUGUUUGGUUUUCUCUGUUCAAGACAGCUACUACCACUCAAACACAGAAGGACCCAUUUGGGUUUUCUUCAGCAAAAUGGUUUCUUUAUUGUCAAAUCGUUUACAUCAGUAGGUAGUUUAUCUGAAUCUAAUCAAAAACCAGAAGAAGAGGGAAAACAUUCUUUUGCAGUGUUUUACCUCAUCAACUCUUGUGGGUUGUCCACAAAAUCUGCAAUUUUAGCAUCCCAGAGGGUACUAUUUCAGAGCCCAGAGAGACCAGACUCAGUGCUGAAUUUUUUCAAAGAGAAUGGAUUCAGCAAUGCCCAAAUCUCCCGAAUCGUCAGGAUGCUUCCACUGAUUCUUUUAUCUCAUCCUGAGAAGACCCUUUUGCCCAAGAUUGAGCUUUUGCGUUCCAUAGGGGUUUCGAGCUCUGACCUCAUUACCAUUCUCUCUUUAAACCCAUUUCUGUUCAGAAGCAGCAUAAAGAAACGUCUUAUCCCCUGCUAUGAUUUCCUCAAGAGUGUACUUCUUGUUGACGAGAAAGUCCUGACAACUUUCAAGCGCUCACCACGGGCUUUUCUAUGUGAUGUACCGAAAACUGUAGCUCCAAACAUUUCACUUUUGAGACAACUUGGAGCGCCUCCAUCGACAAUCUCUUUCCUGGUAACUAAUUAUCCAUCUGCAGCGUUUACAAAGCAUGCUAAGUUUGUUGAGGUUGUCCACCAGGUUAUGGAAAUGGGAUUCGAUCCCACGAAAACGGUGUUUGUCCUGGCAAUCCAAGUGUUGUUGAAGAUGAGUAAACCAAAGCUGGAAUCAAGAUUGGAGCUUUAUAAGAGGUGGGGUUGGCCAAAGGACAUGGCGCUCGCUGCAUUUAAAAGCUUUCCAAAUUGUAUGCUAUCUUCAGAAGAGAAGAUCACGAAAACAAUGGAUUUCCUUGUGAACAAAAUUGGGUGGCCAUCAGCAAAUAUAGCUAGAAAUCCUUCCGUUAUAACUUUAAGCUUGGAAAACAAAAUUAUCCCUCGGUGUUCUGUUGUUCAAAUUUUGCUAGCCAAGGGUUUGGUUAAGAAUAACUUGGCUGUGGGGACUUUCUUGCGACCGUCAGAGAGGAUAUUUUUGGAGAAGUUUGUGAUCAGAUUCCAAGAUGAUGUUCCUGAAUUGUUGAAUGUAUAUCAGGGUAAGAUGUCUUCUGGAUGUAGGAUUUCAGUCUGAGAAGCAUUUGUUUUCGUUCUUGCUUCUGAUAAAUGUGUGUGAAAGUGCUGGAGUUGGCUGGAUAUGCAGCUCGUGACAACAAGAAGAACAAGAUCAUUCCAUGGCAUGUUCUGCUGGCUGUGAGGAACGAUGCAGAGCUUGGGAAGUUACCGUUGCUCAUGGCGGUGUCCUUCCCAACAAUAAGAUGGCGGAGAAGGCUGCCAAAGAGUCCAAGUCUCCAUCCAGGGCCACCAAGCUCUAAAGAAGGCUUCGCUUUCUCUAGUCAAUCGAGUUGCUUCUUUUUCAUUUGUAUGUAAUCUAGGUGUAGGAUGGAUCUUGUUUUUUGUUAUUUGUGUAGGGCAAAAUUGAUGAUUUUGAAAGAUCUUGUAACCUCUUUGUUAGGAUUUUCUCUGAAAUUAAUGGAUGAAACCAUUUGGUUCA